Molecule: messenger RNA, 2181 nt
Organism: Engraulis encrasicolus (European anchovy)
Lineage: Eukaryota; Metazoa; Chordata; Actinopteri; Clupeiformes; Engraulidae
Product: serine/threonine-protein phosphatase PP1-beta catalytic subunit
Exons: 8
Coding region: 57-1040 (327 amino acids)
Biological process (GO): regulation of circadian rhythm; circadian regulation of gene expression
Cellular component (GO): cytoplasm; nucleus
Molecular function (GO): protein serine/threonine phosphatase activity
Source: RefSeq, a predicted model, not a curated record
GGGUAGCCUCCCUGCGAAACCGCCUUGACAGUCAGCUAGUUCUACACACUACAGAAAUGGCGGAGGGAGAGUUGGACGUAGACUCGCUGAUCUCCAGACUGCUCGAGGUACGGGGAUGUCGUCCGGGGAAGAUCGUGCAGAUGACGGAGGCGGAGGUGCGUGGGCUGUGCAUCAAGUCCCGGGAGAUCUUCCUCAGCCAGCCCAUCCUGCUGGAGCUCGAGGCCCCGCUCAAAAUCUGUGGUGAUAUCCAUGGCCAGUACACAGACCUCCUAAGGCUGUUUGAGUACGGCGGCUUCCCUCCCGAGGCCAACUACCUGUUCCUGGGCGACUACGUGGACCGAGGCAAGCAGUCCCUGGAGACCAUCUGCCUUCUGCUGGCCUACAAGAUCAAGUACCCCGAGAACUUCUUCCUGCUCAGAGGCAACCACGAGUGCGCAUCCAUCAACAGGAUCUACGGCUUCUACGACGAGUGCAAGCGCCGCUUCAACAUCAAGCUGUGGAAGACCUUCACUGACUGCUUCAACUGCCUGCCCAUCGCCGCCAUUGUGGACGAGAAGAUCUUUUGCUGCCAUGGAGGUCUGUCCCCUGAUCUCCAGUCCAUGGAGCAGAUUCGCCGCAUCAUGAGGCCCACAGACGUGCCCGACACAGGUCUGCUGUGUGACCUGCUGUGGUCAGACCCAGAUAAGGACGUGCAGGGCUGGGGAGAGAACGACCGCGGCGUCUCCUUCACCUUCGGAGCUGACGUGGUCAGCAAGUUCCUCAACCGUCACGACCUAGAUCUCAUCUGCAGAGCCCACCAGGUGGUUGAGGACGGUUAUGAGUUCUUUGCUAAGCGUCAGCUGGUCACCCUGUUCUCAGCCCCCAACUACUGUGGAGAGUUUGACAACGCCGGCGGCAUGAUGAGCGUGGACGAGACUCUCAUGUGCUCCUUCCAGAUCCUGAAGCCAUCUGAGAAGAAGGCUAAGUACCAGUAUGGAGGGAUGAACUCCGGCCGGCCUGUCACCCCGCCCCGCACAGCCGCCCCGCCCAAGAAGCGGUGAACCCCAUAUCACCACAGACCGGAUGGCAUACACGAUUUUUUGUUGUUGUUUUUGCACAAUGGUUCGGAUAGGCUCUUUACUGUUCAUAACAGAACUUCUCCGUGGUUGGAUAUACAUGUAUGUCCCCCAAAGGAGCUCGGAAAGUGGAUUUCAUUUCGAGAAAAAGAAGCACUACCAUUAUCAGGGUUAGGAAUAAGGGGUUAGGUUAGGGCAGUGUAGCUAAUAAAACUAAAGUUCAUAAUGUAAAUGCCUCACCCAACUUAUUCCUAACCCUAACCCCACAACCCAAUCAUGGAUGAGUUCCCCCCUUUGAAUAUUAAUGAGUCUAUCCCAACCAUCCUGCAAAAAAAAAAAAAAAAAUCGCAGGCAGGACGUAGGUUCAUAGGAGGAGGAGGAGGAGGAAAAGGAUAAAGAGGAGAGGAACGAGUGAAGGAUGCUUAAAAAACGAGAGAAGAGGGCAGGAAGAGGAGGAAGGAAGAAAGGAGUGGAUUUGAAGCCACAUAUGCAUAGCCACGAGGAAGAGAAAUGAAAAGAGAUUCAUUUCAUUGUUUGCCUUGAAAAACAGCUUUUCUUUUUUAUUUGUUUUUGAUUGUUUUUUUUGGCUCUCUGACCUUCUUCCUCGCUUCCCUCUUCUCUCCCGAAUGUUUUAGUGUAUCGCUUAUUGCCUAGACACCAACUUCAACACAUACACACGUACAUGCACAUACACACACGUGUCGUUUUUCUCAAUGCAUUUUGUCUGUGUAAACUACCCCCCUCUCCAUACAGUACAUACAGUACAUAUACAUAGACCUACAUAAUCUUUGCAUUGCACACAUACACACACACACACCUGUUUUUAAAAAGUGUUUUAAACAAGAAAAUGAAAAAAUGAGUUUAAAAAAAAAGAAAUGACAGCAGCAGUCAUUCUGUUCUUGUUUUGGAGUGGUUUUUUUUCUUCCUUUCCCCCAGUUUUUGCUUUUUUUUGUUCUGCUUUGUAACAGGAUGACGCACAACUACUAAGAGUUUAUUUGAUUUGAUUUUUCUUUUGGUUUCUUUAUUUUUUAAGUUGACCAUUUCAUCCUUUCAUCCCAGGCCUGUUUACCGCAGACGGGCAUUACUGUUGAUUGCUGGGUUUUCAAUAAACUUGGGGAUUAAAACA